CCAUUCAUCUCUCUUCAUUGACUAUUUGAUUUGUCGUUUUUUUGGCUUUUGUAUCAUUUCUGUAUGCCACUAUCACUAUCACGGCGUCAGGAGUUUCAUUAAUUUUUCCCCCUCCUCCAUUCAUACUUGAGUAUUAUUGGUUUUUCCAAAUCUUCAGUAGGGAGGGGUCUAGCGUUUUCACAUUUGGAAAUUGAUUCAAGGAUUAUUUUAUUUCAUUAUGAAGGACAUUUUCAAUCUUCGAGUUUCCUUUACUUUUUUGUUCCUCUUUUUGCUUUUGGGUAGAAUUUCUGCACAAAGUUCUUUUGUUACUUCUACCUCAAGUCACGUCUCCACGUCAAUAUCAAGUACAGAUUCUCCCCAAUCAUCAGCAACACAAACACCAUCCCCUAUAACCUCUAUAUCACUCACUCCGGCCAUGUCCUCCAGCUCCGUCGCAUCAUUUUUCUCCGCGCUCGCUACCUCAGAACCUUCCGCCCCCAAUGACCCUUCCGCAGGAGAUGCCGCAAGUUCCGCUGGAAGCAGUGGUGUUGAUAGUGAUGCGGGAGCAUCAGGGACUUCGAGUGGGGGCGUACAGUUGUCGACGGGAGCUUUGAUUGCGAUUAUUGUUGCCAUCGUUGGCGUGUGUAUUUUUGGAAGUAUGAAUCCUUUCUUCCCUACUCCUGAUCCCCUAAAAGAAACCCAGCAAGCUAACACCUCAAACAGUAAUCUCCGCAACACUCUUCUAUCUAGCCAAAAAGCGUUCCUGGGAAGUGCGCAAGAAACUCCGUGCGUCAGCUCGCAAAGUAGCUGUUGCAUUAACACCCAGAAGAGCUACAUUCGGCAAGGAUGCGCUUAAGAGACCUAGUAAUCGCGGGUUGGAGAGAAUUGACGAAGUGCCGCCCACGCCAAAAAUAUCGAAGACAUUUGUGAGUGUGAACGAUGUCGAGAAAGGGGAAGGAAAGACGAUGGAAUUCGAGUUGUCGGAAGCGCCAAAAUCGAAGUGGGCGAGGAGAACGAGGAGUGAUAGAUGAUAGGUGAUGAUGGCUGCCGGGACGGCUUUUGUUUUGUGUUCUGAUGUUUCAAUGUUUGAUACCCAUGGGAUGAAUGAUAUGAAAAGGAUAAAAUGUAUGGAUCGUCUCGUCGUUCUGCGAAUAAUGGUAUUUGUUUCUGUUGGGUCAUAGUUUGCAGGUAUCCGAAUUCCUGGGGUUUGAAGAUUUUGUAUUAUGAAAGGGGUAUCAUGAAGUCUUAAUCUUCGGACAAUUACAAUCUUCUGAAAACAUUCCCACUGGCGCUUCGUCUUG
This is a messenger RNA of Sclerotinia trifoliorum, 1280 nucleotides long. Lineage: Eukaryota; Fungi; Ascomycota; Leotiomycetes; Helotiales; Sclerotiniaceae. The record is from the annotation of a GenBank genome assembly.